GAAAUGAAAAACAAUAUUUUCAUCUUCACAAAAAGCUGUUGGGGAAUAAAAGGCUGCUUAAUUUAUGUAAUGUUUAUUUCUCAUUUUAAUCCCAAGGAACUAGUUCUGUGAUGUUACUAGUAGCCUAUAUAUAUUACCUUUCUCUCUUUUAAAAGAACAGAAAAAAAAUUUUUUUUCCUGUUUCAGAAUUGGGAUUUCAGAUGCUGGGAUAAACAUAUAUGUUAGAAGAUUAAAUAAAAUUUUAAAAUAAAGGGAUUUGAAAUAUGGAACAAAGAGUAGGAGAGUUGAAGAAAAGCCAUGAGUUUGAAAUCACGGUCACAUUUCCUGCCCCAAGCUUCUGUAUAUUGAUUAGACAGCACUCAUCAACCUGGAGCUUCCUAGCAGCUGAGAAAAGAGACAGACUCCACAGGUCCUGUGACAGGAGAGAGCUGAGCAAGUCUGAGAAACAAAACAAGACACGCAUGUAGGGAACUGGUGGAGCAGAGGGAAGAGAAGCCCGAGAAGAGCUUGGAGCUGAAGGAACCAGAAUGAAAUGAGAUGCUGAGAAAUAAAUAAAGCUUUACUCUUCUGACUUGGAUCUUUAUAAUGGGUAUCGGAAAGUCUAAAACGGAUCCCUGCCUUCUUUCUCUGUCUUGGGGUAAAAGCCAUAGUGUGGCAACGAGUCAAGGACAUCACAAGUCAGAUUCCAAAAAAUCUGAAGAGAUCUCUCUGCAUGACGAUGCUGCACAUAGCAAUACAUCAGAGAUGCCAACAGAGGGGCAGGAGGGAGCCCAGGGAGUGGAGGAGAUGCUGGAAGAGGAAGCAGAAGAAGAGAUGUUCCUCAAAUUUGUGAUACUGCACGCUGAAGAAGACACAGACGAAGCCCUCCGAGUCCAGAAUCUGCUGGAAAAUGACUUCGGCAUCAAACCUGGAAUAAUCUUUGCUGAGAUGCCAUGUGGCAGGCAGCAUUUACAGAAUUUGGAUGAUGCUGUCAAUGGGUCUGCCUGGACAAUCUUAUUAUUGACUGAAAAUUUUUUAAGAGAUACCUGGUGUAAGUUCCAGUUCUAUACGUCCCUCAUGAACUCUGUUAACAGGCAGCACAAGUACAACUCUGUCAUCCCCUUGCGGCCCCUGAACAACCCCCUGCCCCGAGAAAGGACUCCCUUUGCUCUGCGAACCAUUAAUGCCCUGGAGGAAGAAAGUCGUGGCUUUCCUACACAAGUGGAAAGAAUUUUUCAGGAUUCUGUGUAUAGGAUACAGCAAGCUAUAUGGAAAGAGACCAGAAAUACGGUACAGAGGCAAUUUAUUGCCUGAGAUGGUAUACACAAUAUAUGGUGGGCUCUUGUUUUGUAAAACAAAUGAUUUAUCUUCACUUGAGAAAGCAGAUUUCUGGGAAAAGUUUAGAUGAAAGAGAACCUUACUCUUACAGAAACCUGUGGAGCCCAAGAAAGAUAAAUUCCUGCAGGACAGUUUAUAGAAUUGUAGUACUUUUCGAUGUUUCCAUAAACUUGAAAUUGUCAGAGUUUCAAGAACUCUGUUUCCUCUCAUAGUUUUCCUAGUUCAUGAUUACGGCAAAGGAUAUUUUAAAUUAAUGUUCCUUGUAUUGAACUUGAACAAAAACUUAUAUGACAGACAUUUUAAAAAUACAAUAACACUUUGAUUUUGUUCUCAAAGGACACGCAGAAAAAAAAAUGGCCUCAAGAGAUCUGACCACCCUCCCUUGUGAGGCACCUCUCGUGAAUGUUGCAAUACAGCGUUUCUGGUGUUGCCACCCAGAAAUAGGGAUAGCCAGAGUAGAACAUUUAAAAUGUUGAGUGCUGAUAAAUAUGAAACCCAAAAUAUUUCAGUAACUGCGAGAAUGGUUGGGCUUUUUCAAAGAAUCCAAUCAGAUGUGUUUUCCUUUUUGCUGGAGUUUGCAUAUUUGGAGGCAGUUCCCACCACUGAUUAGUGGCCUAUUUGAUGGUGUUGUGGUUAGGAGCUCUGUGACUGGUGUUGACAUGACCCCUGGAGCUGGAAGUUAUCCAUGUUGGCCAUUGUCUGUGACCGGGAGCUUCUGAAAGGUGUAUGUAUCCUUGGCCAGAUGUUCUCCUUUAAAAUCAAUAACUUCUGUGGAAGCUGUUAAAAAUUCCUCUCUCACACAGUGCUCUAUCAAGGAAAUAUUUCUCAGCUAGGUGAUCACAGUAGCCUGAAUCGUGUGUGUGUGUGUGUGUGUGUGUGUGUGUGUGUGUGUGUGUGUGUGUGUGUGUGUUUUGUAGAUUACUUUCAGACUUGGGAUAGAAGUGAGAGAUGCAUUUUAUGGCCUCAUCUUCUAGUAUCCUAUUCUUGCAGCAAACCAGAGGCCCCAAGCAGACUGGUUCCUGCCUUUCACAGCCCUUCUGCCCCAACUGAGGUUGAGGAAGAACCAUCAGGUACAGACCAGGGACAGGGCGGAGUGUGAGUCACCUCAUGUUGCAAUGAGAAAAGCACCCAGUGGGGGAUCAGGAGACCUGAUUCUAGUCCAGUCUCUUUCACUGAGGAUGAAUGUGACUGUGGGCAAGCUACUUACUCUCCUUCAUCUGUGAAAGGAAAGGAUUGGAUUGAUGAAUCUGUAAAGGCCUUUGUCCUUUCCCAGAAUGUGAGCAACUAGGAACCAGAAAAGGGAAGAAGCAAAAAAAAGAAAAAAGAAAAUUUAGAACUUUAUAAUGUGAUUUAUAAUAGAUGCAGGAGUCUUUAUAUAUAUGCUCACAAUGAAAGGAUAUUGUAUCUGUUUAGUGUAAUUGAUUUCUAAUAUUUCCGAUUAUACUUUUAUAGUCACAGAAAAAUAUUACAAUACAUGCUUCUCAGAUUUUUUUUUUCAUUUUUAAAAUUUUUUCUAGGGACCCUUGGGCAAAAACAUUCUGCCCUCUUUUUCUUUCUCUUUUUCCCCACUUCUUCAUACCCCCUGCUCACCCUGGGGUCUGCUCUCAGCUUUCUGCAGUCCGCCUCCUCAUAGUCAUGAAUCAACAUGUUUCAUAAUUCUGCAAGUAAGUCAAACCUCCCCCGCUACUAGUACUUAUCAAAGAUGAGAUUCUUCUCAUUGCCUGGUGACUUAAAGUUCCCUUCUGUCAUAGUCACUUACUACUCAUUUUCUUUUUCAGUUCUAAUGAUAAGCGUUCAUUUUUUUUUUGCCAUACUGUUUCCUGUAUCUGCAGUUUCAUAUACAGAUAAGACAUUAGCCACCCACCCUGCCUGCCUGCCAAAGUUGGAGCAAUUGAUGCUGGAUGGUAUUUUUUAAAUAAAUGUUUUUAUUCUUUACCUUUGACUAAACUUGAUUAUUUCCAACUCCAGUGAAGAUUGUGAAAAAGUGUUUUGAAAAGAGGCAUCAAUCUGUACUCCUCCACAGAGCAGCAGGCACAAUGUCUCACUCGAUUUUGCAGUUAAAUACAUAUUUUUUAUGAUGAAUAAAAAUGUUAAGUACUGAAUAACUGUCUGUGUUGAAAUUAACAGUUGUAAUAAGGGAUUAUCGAAAUAGCUAAACUGAGGAGGCAAAGAUGUGGCCCUAGUCAUGUGAGUGUGUGUGUAUGUGUGUACACAUGUAUAGAUUCAGACUUACAGGGAAAUUCUGUAAAAUUUUGCCACAUGCUGGAGAGCAUCCAUUUUGGGUGUCUGUGGGCCUCAUUGCCCACCCAGAAGAACCUGAGCUGUGCCUCGUGUGUCAGGAUUCUUUCAGCUAUAAGAAACAGAGGAACCUCCGUGGUGGCACAGUGGUUAAGAAUCCACCUGCCAGUUCAGGGGACAUGGGUUCGAUCCCUGGUCCUGGAAGAUCCCAUGUGCUGUGGAGCAACUAAGCCUGUGAGCCACAACUGCUGAAGCCCGUGCGCCUAGAGCCUGUGCUCCACAACAAGAGAAGCCACCUCAUUGAGAAGCCUGCGCACCACGACGAAGAGUAGCCUCUCCUCGCCACAACUAGAGAAAAGCCUGUGCACAGCGACAAAGAUCCAAUGCAGUCAAAAAUAAAUAAGUAAAUAAAAUAAUAAUAAUAAUAAAAGAAGCAGAAAAGCCAAUGCCAUGUAAACUUGCUAUCUAACUUAACAAGAGGUCCCCUGAGGUAUGGUGCCUCAAAGGUGUCAUGAAAAACCCAGUUCUUAUAUACAGUGGAACAUUGUGCCACCUUAAAAAGAAAUAACAUUCUGAUACAUGCUUUAACAUGGAUGAACCUUGAAAACACAAUGCUAAGUGCAAAAAGACAGACACAACAGGCCAAAUAUUGUACGAUUCCACUUAUAUGAGCUACCUAGAGUAGGCAGAUUCAUAGAGAAAGAAAAAUAGAGGUGACCAGGGGCUGGGAGAGGGAAGAAUAGGGAGUCAUGUUUCAUGGGUACAAAGUUUCUGUUAGGGAUGAUGAAAAACGUUCUGGAAUUGGAUAGUGGUGGUGGCUGCACAGCAUUGUGAAUGUGCUUAAUGCCACCAAGUUGUACAGUUAAAAUGGUAAGUUUUGUGUAUAUUUAUUUUACUGCAAUAAUUUUUUUUAAACCCACGGUCUUUCCAUCUUUUUGCUUUGCCAUCCUCAUUGUCCCAGCAGGGCUUUCCUUAGAGUUUUACCAUGGCUGUGCCACUGUCAGGCACAGAUAUUGGAGCAUCCAGCCUAAGAAGACGGUGGAAGUGGUUCACCCAAGUAAGGAAAAGAUGUCUUCACUGCAUUGUUGAAAAUUGCUUAUACAUGGUGAUAAUAA
Hippopotamus amphibius kiboko is the source of this 4670-nucleotide messenger RNA. It is a transcript of the gene TICAM2, whose product is annotated as TIR domain containing adaptor molecule 2. Lineage: Eukaryota; Metazoa; Chordata; Mammalia; Artiodactyla; Hippopotamidae. Gene Ontology annotation, biological process: positive regulation of myeloid dendritic cell cytokine production; positive regulation of canonical NF-kappaB signal transduction; response to exogenous dsRNA. The transcript has 3 exons. The coding region runs from base 586 to 1293 and encodes 235 amino acids. Gene Ontology annotation, molecular function: protein kinase binding. The record is from RefSeq and is a predicted model, not a curated record.